AUGUUUUGUCCAUGGGAGAACAUCACAUGCAACUGUUGCAACAAGACGAUCACCUCAACGACUCGAAUCACAUGCACGAUAUGUGAUAAUUUUGAUUUAUGUUUAGAGUGUUUUUCACAAGGGAAAGAGGUAGGUCGGCAUAAGAACGACCAUGGAUAUACCGUAGUCCCUACACUUCACUUUCCUUUGUUAACACCUGAUUGGGGAGCUGAUGAAGAAUUGAUGUUAUUAGAAGCUAUUGAAGAGAAAGGGUUAGACAAUUGGGUAGAAGUCCAAAACUUUGUGAAGACAAAAGCUGCGCGGGAGUGUCGCAGUCAUUACUUACAAUAUUAUUUAGAAACACCGACACAUCCACUUCCCGACAUGACUGACGCUUUUCUUGUCAAAAAUGGGAUCGUUGAGAUGAAGCCUGCUAAAGAGGUUAGAUUGAAAGAUGAAGAGUUCGACGCACGCCCUGAAAAGGAAAUAGCUUACUCACAACCCGUCUAUGAUGGCUUCGAAGCUCAAUUUAAUCCAUAUCGAAAAGAAUUCGGAUUCGAGUUCUUUAAUAACGCAGAGCUCUCAAUCACUGACGUCUCUUUCGGCCCAGAUGACACUCAAGAAAGUAGAGAAGCUACUUUUAAAAGACUCGAACAAUAUUAUAAGAUGUACAUCGAGCGAAUUCGCGUCAGAAAUUUGGCAAUCGAAAACGAACUCGUCGACCCUAAGAAACUCAGAGUCGCUGACAGAAAGAGAACUAAAGAGGAGAAAGAAGUUUUCGAAAACUACAGACACUUCUUACCUGUUUUGGGAAAGGAUGAUCUUGAAAAAUACAUCAAGGCGUCUGUCGAGGAAGGCAAAUUGAUUGGCAAACUCCGCAAAUUAAGACAAAAACGAAGGGAAGGGUGUUUGACAAUGGAAGAAACAAAAGAGAGGAGGAGAUCGACAACAAAAAUAUUUGAGUCAGAGACAAAAGCAGCAAUGAAAAAGCCGAUGAAACGCCCACACGCAUAA
Messenger RNA from Entamoeba invadens IP1, 993 nucleotides. RefSeq names its product transcriptional adapter, putative. The transcript is spliced from 2 exons. Gene Ontology annotation, biological process: chromatin remodeling; regulation of transcription by RNA polymerase II. Gene Ontology annotation, molecular function: transcription coactivator activity; zinc ion binding; chromatin binding. Gene Ontology annotation, cellular component: nucleus. Bases 1 to 993 code for a protein of 330 amino acids. The record is from RefSeq and is a predicted model, not a curated record. Lineage: Eukaryota; Evosea; Mastigamoebida; Endamoebidae.